Messenger RNA from Phyllopteryx taeniolatus (common seadragon), 2996 nucleotides. RefSeq names its product UDP-glucose ceramide glucosyltransferase (gene ugcg). The transcript has 9 exons. Gene Ontology annotation, biological process: glucosylceramide biosynthetic process. Bases 1032 to 2264 code for a protein of 410 amino acids. Gene Ontology annotation, cellular component: membrane. NCBI's taxonomy places the organism in Eukaryota, Metazoa, Chordata, Actinopteri, Syngnathiformes, Syngnathidae. Gene Ontology annotation, molecular function: ceramide glucosyltransferase activity. The record is from RefSeq and is a predicted model, not a curated record.
CUAAUGAGAAGAGCGUUUUGGUCACGAGUGCUUGAACUUAAGAAGUGUGCCACAUUUCCUGGUUUGAGCUGGCACACUUUGGGGGGAGGGGGCUAUUUUUGUGGUUCAUUACGUUACCACAGAGUAGUGUGCUGUGGUUGGACACAUUUCUAUUUUGUUCACAACAUCGGCUUUCAAAAUAUUUUGGGGAUCGCUCAAAUUUUAGGGUUUGCUUCAGCGCCCACAGUUCAUUGUCUGUCGAUAUGCGGGGACCAGUCCAGGAGUUUGUGACACGUACACGGAGCGAUGGACUGGUCGCGAGGCCAGCCCUGAAGUUCGAGCCCACCCAAAAGCCUGCCUAUGAAUUCAUCCUCAAAUGUGUUUUUGAACCCCCCAAAAAAUGUUUUUGAUGGAAUGUGGUGAUAAGCGUCCACUUUGGCAUUGACCAAAAAGUCAAGCUUGUGAAAAUCGGUUGAGAAAUGAGCAGGUUUUGGCCUCGUUUCAAUGUCCAAAUUGUGUUUUCAAGGCGUCAAACGUUCAGAAGCGUCCUUUCUUUCCCAAAUGAGGUCGUGGGCUGCAGGACCCCCGCUCGCAACGCUUGUUUAUCAAAUGCAAAAAAUGUUUGCAACAUGGCAGCGGUCAAGGUCUGAAGAACAUUGACCUGGAUCAACUCGGCUUUGUUCGGAGCCCGACCUCCGAGUCCAACGACGGAACGAAGCAGCGUGAUGUCGCCUCACUCGAACCCUCCUCGACGCUGUUCGGAAGCGCUCUCGUCAGCGAGCGUCGCCGAGCCCCCGCCCCCCUCCGCCCGCCCCCCGCCCCCCCAGUCAGCUGACCGUCGUUGGGUCUGCUGACUGUCAAGCGGCUUCGGAGCUCCUCGGCGGACUCGUCGCCGUCCUUCUCCGGGCGCUCGGCUCGUCAAGGUGGAUCUCCGACACUGAGUGGAAACUGAAUUUCUAGACUGGCUCUCUCGGCCGGACCUUUGGCCUCCUCCAGCCGAGCUCGGCGCACCUCGCCCGGCGCGCCUGGCUCCCCGCCCGCCUCGGAGCGCCAUGGCCCUGGCGGAGGUCGCCAUGCAGGGCCUGGCCGUGUUCGGCUUGCUGCUGUUCGCGGUGCUGUGGCUUAUGCACUUCAUGUCCAUCAUUUACGUGCGCCUGCAUCUGCACAAGAAGAGGUCGGAGGUCAAACAGCCGGCCGGCGUGUCUCUGCUGAAGCCGCUGAAGGGCGUCGACCCCAACCUCGUCGCCAACCUGGAGACCUUCUUCACCAUGGACUACCCCAAGUACGAGGUGCUGCUGUGCGUUCAGGACCAGGACGACCCGGCGGUGGACGUUUGUAAGAAACUCUUGGGGAAGUACCCCGGCGUGGACGCGCGCCUCUUCAUCGGGGGCAAGAAGGUGGGCAUCAACCCCAAGAUAAACAACCUGAUGCCAGGCUACGAGGGCGCCAAGUACGGCCUGGUGUGGAUCUGCGACAGCGGCAUCCGAGUGAAAGCGGACACGCUGACAGAUCUGACCAAUCAGAUGACGGAAAAGGUCGGCCUGGUGCACGGCCUGCCGUACGUCGCCGACCGCCAGGGCUUCGCCGCUACGCUGGAGCAGGUCUACUUCGGGACGUCGCACCCGCGCUCGUACAUUUCGGCCAACGUGAUGGGCAUCAAGUGCGUGACGGGCAUGUCGUGUUUGAUGCGGAAGGACGUCCUGGACCAGGCGGGCGGCCUGGUGGCCUUCGCGCAGUACAUCGCCGAAGAUUACUUCAUGGCCAAAGCCAUCGCCGACAGAGGCUGGAAGUUCUCCAUGGCGACGCAGGUGGCCUUGCAGAAUUCGGGCUCCUACUCCAUUGGCCAGUUCCAGUCCCGCUUGAUCAGGUGGACCAAGCUGCGCAUCAACAUGCUUCCCGGCACCGUGCUGGAGCCCGUGUCCGAGUGCUUCCUUGCCAGCCUCAUCAUCGGCUGGGCCGCGCAUCACGUCUUCAGGGCGGGCCGCCGAGCUUCUCCAAGCUGGACUUCGCCGUGGCGUGGUUCAUCCGCGAGUCCAUGGCGGUGCAGAUCUUCCUCUCGGCGCUGUGGGAUCCCACCAUCAGCUGGCGGACCGGCCGGUACCGGCUCCGAUGCGGCGGCACCGCCGAGGAGAUCCUGGACGUGUAGCGGCGACGACGCAGACCGAAGUGUAUUUUUUACGACUAUUUAUGUUCAUUUUGGUGCUAAUGUUAGCGAGGCCACGGCGGGCCAACGGAAGAAGAGACAGCGGAGCGCCCGGUUUUCGUGGAAACCAUCGACAAUGUGAAGGUGAUGCGGGAUGACACCGCCGAAGCGGUCCAAUCGGGAGGGAGCGCUGUCAGCCAUCCUAGUUUUUCUGUUUUGUUUUUUUCUUGUCACUAAAAUAUUCCGACGACGUCAAGCAGUGUUAUGAGGGUGCACGUUUUCUUCUUGUCUUAUGUCGCAACAUUUCAUGUCAACUAACAAGUUGUGCGCGCGUGUCCGGAAUUUCCCUCUACACUAUCACUUUAGCAUUAGCUCUUAGCGUAGCAUAGCAUAGCCAGCGGGGUUUCGCUUGAUGACAUCAUCGCUCAUGGUGUCGGAUGAACCUGCGAGGCUAACGUCCAAUCAGAUGUUGUUGCCAAUGGACCGAUCAGAACGCAGCAUUUUGUCCCCACAAGAACAAUAAAGUUUUAUCUUUUGAAAGGACCACCACGUGACUGUGUUUUGACACAAGACCAGCUGUCCCAUUUUUGCAGCCCUCGUGACCUGACUUGAUUUCGGCGGUGACCCGGCAUUGACGCCCGCAUUCACACCAAAGGACAAUUUAGAGCAGGUGCGAGUACCGCAGGCGAUAUGUGGGGACCCUCUCGUCUUUGUUUUGAAAUAUUUAAGCACAAUUUCUAUUUAACCUUUUUCUGCCAUACAUUUUAAUUGAAGUAUUUAAGUACAAUUUUUUGUUUGUGUUAUGUGAAAAAAUGCAUACUGUUACAGUAGCUUAUUAAAUAUACUUUUUAGGAAUAAAACCAUUUUUGUUGAA